This is a messenger RNA of Notothenia coriiceps (black rockcod), 4735 nucleotides long. RefSeq names its product nocturnin a (gene nocta). Lineage: Eukaryota; Metazoa; Chordata; Actinopteri; Perciformes; Nototheniidae. Gene Ontology annotation, molecular function: poly(A)-specific ribonuclease activity. The record is from RefSeq and is a predicted model, not a curated record. The transcript has 3 exons. Gene Ontology annotation, biological process: circadian rhythm. Bases 3216 to 4322 code for a protein of 368 amino acids.
GGGGCCGGCAUGCGGCUCUUCAUCCCCUCAAAGCCCUGUAGCUUUGAGAACAAAUAAUAAGGAAAUUAAUUCUAAUCAUUUGUUGCAAAGCGGAGAAUCUUUUCACAAGACUUCAAGGUGAUACUGUGACAUUAAGAUACACAUUCAACACUUACGCACCAUUUACCUGUUGGUCGCUAAUUCUGACAUUUUGACUCCGUCCUCAGAAAGCUGCCCAUGGUUGAAUAAUACAAACGCUUGAAUUCUGCAAGGACUAUGCAGAACUAUUUGCUUUUUUUGCUAACAAUGCUGGCUUACUUUUAUGCUUUAUAUGUGGUGAGAAUUUAGCAAACAACAAUAAAGGUAAUGUUGAAGAACAAGCACUGGGCAAAAAAAAGGGCAAUUUUGGAAAAGCUGCAAGAGCUGAGCAGAAGAAAUAUACUUUCAAGAAGUGGAUGAACUAAACUCAACUACUGCUUUUAGUAUUGUGGCCGCUCAGAAGAUAGUAAGGCAUCGACAACGCAUGACAAAAGCAUUCAUUGGAAUAUCUUCUCUAUUUUCGGACCUCAAAAACUAACGUAAAUGUAGAGUUGUUCCAGACAUCAGCACACAGAAAGUUGAGGACAUAAACUCAGCUCUACUGACAGCACAAUUAAACAGACAUUCAUGGUAAUAAAUAAAGAGUGGCCUGGGAGAAGAGCAGUGGGGACAGCAGAGAGUCCUGGAGGCAUGAUGGCCUGGUGAUGAACGCCAAGCUGAAGUCCAAAAACAUGUCCCAGUAUAUGUCCCUGGGGGUCUGUGGGGUAGUCCCAUGGUGGUCCGCUCUGAGGAGUUUGAAACCUUCAGAUGACGUGUAGGAUGUGUUCAUCAAAACAGGUUCUACACCAGAUGUAUUUACAGAGGCGCUGUUCAACACGCUACUCCUGCAAAUUCCUUGGAGGGCUGCUGCUCUUCCAACAAGGAAUACUAAAUAUUUAGUGUAUUUACAAUGAAAUCAAAACCCAUCCACACGUUAAAGAGUUGAUCUUUAUCAGUCCUGUAAUUCAUUUUUUGUCAAAAGAUUUGGAAGACCACUUUAGUGCUAGUUUGGUAUGAAAAAGAAAAGUGAUCAUGGUUGUGACUUUGCAGAAGUUUAGAUGUUUAGAUGUACUCGUCUGUCUUGUGGUGGCGCUCUUGUUUGUGACCACUUGUAUUUAAUCUCAGUGAAACUGACACAGGAUGUUCUUCAGACGGCUCUCUAGCAGCUGCUGGUCUGAGCAGCCUUUGUUUCCUUCCUGCAAACUCUGACACUGCAUGUCGUGCCACACUCAACUAGCUGACAGAUAGGAUAGUAGGACUGUGCUGAGAACAAGAGCUCAAGCUGCUGCUUAGAUGUUAGCACACAGGAUUGACCUGGUUGCUUCCGAUACGAAGAAAGAGUGCAGCAGAUCAGUGCCGCUCCAUUAGUAAGGCCUUAUCUUACUCAGAGAAGAGCAAUAGAAAAGCAGCAGCAAUAGGCAGGGUUACAUUGUUUGCUUUUUGAUAUUAUUUGAUUCAAUAUUAACAAGAAAUGUUUUUAAUAGAAUUGAUAGGCUUAAAAGAACACUUGUGAACAACAUGAAUACAUUUGAAGUGGUGGUGUUGUUAGCAGUAACAUAGCCGCAUGAUGCUUGGUUCCGCAUUGUGUUUGUGUCCACCUGAUGAAUGUCCAAAUCCUCUUUGUUUUAGCUUUGGUAUUGUCUUACAUAAGUAGAGAACAAACAGACAUGGCAGCCAGGUGCUUGUUCUUCAUGUGGUACAGUAUUGUGCUAGAAUUCCUUUUACAUGCACUGCUAGCUAGUAAAGGUGUUGAGCCAGUGUUUGGGUCAGAGUCUUCAGCUCUAACCAGGUUGAAAGGUUGUCUAUUGUAGGUAUUGUCACAUGGAAACAGGCUAGGUUCAUAACGGUGGUGGUCAGGUCAUGCACAUUGUCAUGAACAUCCCCCCCCCCAUGGCCUGGGUCAGCAGCUCAAUUGUUUCCCAAAUUAGCCAUCUGAAAUUCUGGGUGUUCUCUGGAGGCUCAAAGUCUUAAUGUAACUUUGUGCACUUCUUUACUGGCCUCAGUGAGUCAUGGGAUUGGUCAGGCCAAGUUGCAUAACCCACAAGACACGGGUCAAUAGAGUGCGCACUAUGUAACAUCACUCACUCACUCACGGCAUGUCUGUUUGGACAGCUAUAUAGGGCUCACUGCAGACUUUACAUCUGCUAAAUGUGACUCUGAGACACUUGCUAAAUCAGAUGUUGAGAACAACAGUUUAUCUUUGUUAGUGGUCAACAGGAUUUUAGUAAUGAUUAUCAGAGUUUAAACUCAAACAACGGUGGACAGAAAAACAUUGUAUGAAGUGUGUGAGCAUGCACACACACACAUACUCAGGACAAUCCUUAUUUCAGGCUUCACCCUGUACCACUUCAUCUAAUAUGUCCGUCUGGCAAUUGAGCUAAUGCUCAUGUGUUUGCCAUAGCAGAGGAAUUUCAUCUGUCUUUGUAACCCCACUCCCACAGUGUGCAGUAUUAAGCAGCAGCUUCACUCAGGCCUGGAGCUGGACUUCAGCCAAGCAACAGUUUGAGUACAAAAUGAGGGAGAUACCGUUUCCUAUUAUAACAAUUCACUGUGUACCUUUUACAAAAUGUGCACAAGUGUGUGGAAGCGUGUUCAAAUAUCAACAAAGUAAAGCAGGAAGUACUGAAUGUUACCUACUGCAAGAGGAAUGUUGUCUUUCUGGACCAGUGCGCAACUUAUUAGGAAAAGUUUAGCUCUGCAUACCUCUCUGAAGCAGUACACAGAGCUAGUGUGGAUACAAUUACAAUUAUGACACUGUUGAUAUUGUAUAUUUUUUUCUUGUCACCAAAUCCCAUGAACAGAGCCAAAGCAACAAUGUGUGGCUCUGACUGUGCCCUCCUUAUUCUGCCCACGCUGCAGGCCGUUUAUUCUGUUACUGAGGGAGAGCAUUCCUGAAUGUGUGUGUGUGUGUGUGUGUGUGUGUGUGUGUGUGUGUGUGUGUGUGUGUGUGUGUGUGUGUGUGUGUGUGUGUGUGUGUGUGUGUGUGUGUGUGGUCACGAGUCACUCUGCCAUAGUGUUGAGAGUCACUCUGCCAUCCCAUAGCACAUCCAGCAGGCUGUCAGCAGGGAGAGGAGUGCCAGGAAUGCUGAGAGGACAACAGGCGGGGGGAAAGGAAGAGUUAGGUAUAUAACCCGUGGACAAAACAGAAAGUUUGUCCGAUGGGUGGCAGCAGCAGCAGGCUGUUUGGUACGUUGGCCCAGUCCCUGAACAGCGCCCCCUUGGCCCAACUGGAGGCAUACCCAGACCAGGACCCGGAGGAGCUGCUGAGACUGUGUGAGGAGGUCCUGCAGAGGCGUCCGGCCCGCCCACACCGCAACCUGGUCUAUCCCAGCAGCAUGGCCCCCCGCCACAAACAAAACUCGUCCAUACGGAUCAUGCAGUGGAACAUUCUGGCACAAGCUCUUGGUGAGGGGAAGGACGGGUUUAUUCGAUGUCCAUUGGACGCUCUUAACUGGGAGGAGAGGAAGUACCUGAUCUUGGAGGAGAUCCUUACUCACAGCCCAGACAUCCUGUGCCUGCAGGAAGUAGACCACUACUACGACACUUUCCAGCCAAUCAUGGCCAGCCUCGGUUACCAAGGCAGCUUCCUGGCCAAACCCUGGUCCCCCUGUCUGGAUGUGGAGCAGAACAACGGUCCUGAUGGCUGCGCUCUGUUCUACCGCCGGUCACGCUUCUCUCUGCAGGCCACAGCUCACCUGAGGCUGUCGGCCAUGAUGCUGCCCACCAACCAGGUGGCCAUCGUCCAGACGCUGAGCUGCCGGGCAACGGGCCGGCGGCUGUGUGUCGCCGUCACCCAUCUGAAAGCUCGGAGCGGCUGGGAGAGGCUGCGCAGUGUGCAGGGGGCAGAUCUGCUGCAGAGUUUACGCAGCAUCACAUCCCAAGGGGGGCCCAGCAGCCCUGAGGAGGGGGCAGGCCCCGUCCCGCUGGUCGUGUGUGGAGACUUUAAUGCUGAGCCCUCAGAGGACGUGUACCGCCGCUUCAGCUCCUCCACACUCCGUCUGGAUUCGGCGUACAAGAUGCUGAGCUCUGACGGACAGACUGAGCCCGCCUACACCUCCUGGAAGAUCCGCCCCUCUGGAGAGAGCUGCAGCACUUUGGACUACAUCUGGUAUACCCAUGAUGCUUUGAGUGUGGACUGCCUGUUGGACAUUCCCACUGAGGAGCAGAUCGGCCCCGACCGCCUCCCCUCCUACCAUUACCCCUCGGACCAUUUAUCCCUGCUCUGUGACCUCAGCUUCAGGGAGGGCCCCCACAUGCUGAUGUAGGCCACCUGGACCAAUAGAAAGACUGCUGAGUGGACACCCUUACUGUCAAUCACAGCAGGGAAACAUUGGAGCGUGAACCAUUUCCAAACAUAAGACACAAUCAUUUUUCUUAUCUAUUGCUAUUAUCUUAACGGGGAACAUUAGAGAAAUGAGACAUGUUGAUGGAAGAGCUUUUAGUUUCAGGUUUUUAUUUAGAUUUGAUCCAGUGACCUGUCCCAAGUAACUUUUUAACUGAACGCGCUUUCUGUAAAUGAACUUCAGAUAAAAAGCCAGCUCGGGGAUUCUUCUGCUGGAGUUUGAACACUGGACACCAAUGCUAUUAUUACUUCUAUUUAAUGACUUGUUCUUUAUACUUUCUGUCAUAAGGUUAUGCUUUUCCUAUAGUGUUUUGAAAUAAAUUAUUUUGAAUUGAA